Sitodiplosis mosellana (orange wheat blossom midge) is the source of this 1526-nucleotide messenger RNA. Its product is annotated as probable cytochrome P450 6d5. The record is from RefSeq and is a predicted model, not a curated record. Gene Ontology annotation, molecular function: heme binding; monooxygenase activity; oxidoreductase activity, acting on paired donors, with incorporation or reduction of molecular oxygen. The transcript has 3 exons. The annotation marks the transcript as partial. NCBI's taxonomy places the organism in Eukaryota, Metazoa, Arthropoda, Insecta, Diptera, Cecidomyiidae.
UAUCAACUUUGGUUUGUUCAAUUCAGUUGUCAUUUAGCUCCAGUUGAGCUUCAGGUUAAACUUUUUUUUUCUUUAAAAUGAGUAUUAUAACUGGGAAUUGGAAAUUGGACUUGUUGAUAGGAAUAAUCACAUUGAUUUAUUUCUACCUCAAACGAACGUAUUCAUAUUGGGAACGUAGAGGUUUUGCAUCACUGCCAGGAGCCAGUCUUCUGUUUGGCCACUUCAGAGCAACAUUUGCACAGAAAGAGUCGGUUGGACAUUUCUUCAAUAGAGUAUACCGCGGCACAAACGAACCAUUUUUGGGAGUGUAUGGAUUUCUGAAGCCAAUGCUACUAAUAAAAGAUCCCGAACUCGUUCGUACAGUUUUAAUAAAAGAUUUCGCACACUUUCCCGAUCGUGGUGUUCAUUGCAACGAAGAAUAUGAUCCUCUAUCGGCUCAUUUGUUUGCUUUAUCUGGUCAACGUUGGAAGGAAUUGCGAGUCAAAUUGUCGCCUACAUUCACUUCAGGCAAACUUAAAGCGAUGUUUCCAACUUUACUCGAGUGUGGUGCGACCUUGCAAAAUUAUUUGGAAAAAGUGGUGGAAAAAGAUGAAUUGCUUGAUGUUUGUGAGAUUUCCGCAAGACAUUCCACGAAUGUUAUCGCUUCGGUGGCAUUCGGUAUUGAUGUUGAUACGAUCAGUGAACCGAAUCAUGAAUUCCGUGAAAAUGGACGUAGAAUUUUUGCCGCAAGUUUUUGGAAUGCAAUUCGAUUUUUCUUAAAAUUUAUCUCGCCGAAUUUGAUGAGCCUUCUUCGAAUUAAAUCGGUUGACAAUGAAGUCGAAGAUUUCAUAAAAGCAAUUGUCAAAUCAUCGAUUGAAUGUCGUGAAAAAAAUAAUGUGGUUCGCAAAGAUUUCUUCCAGCUGUUGAUACAAUUGCGUAACAGUGGCUCAGUGAAAUCAGACGAUGAAUGGGAUACGGUGAUUAAAGCUGAUGAAAACCAAAAAACGUUGACUCUGAAUGAGAUUUUGGCACAAACGUUUGUCUUCUUCGCAGCUGGCUUUGAAACAUCAUCGACAACACUUUCGUAUUGUUUGUAUGAAUUGGCAAAGAAUCCCGACAUUCAGGAACGAGUGCGUGAUGAAAUUUACCGAGUAUUAGAAGAACACGAUUCUAAAUUAUCAUAUGAAUCCGUUUCGGACAUGAAGUACUUGGAGAAAUGUAUAGACGAAACUCUGCGAAAGUAUCCGGUGUUGCCGUUUUUGAAUCGCACAUGUGUGAAAGAGUGGUUGAUUCCCGGAACGGAUAAAGUAAUUGAAAAAGGUACUGAAGUCUUCAUUUCAGCGUUAGGGCUACAAAGAGAUUCCAAGUUUUACCAAGAGCCAGAUCGAUUCAAUCCGGAUCGUUUGAAUGAAGAGAGCGGUAAAAAUCUGGUGAACAAACCGAUGUUGACUUUUGGCGAUGGGCCCCGUAAUUGUAUCGGCAUGAGAUUAGGCAAAAUGCAAACCAAAGUUGGCCUUGUACUUAUGUUACAAAAAUUCAAAUACGAU